GGCUGAGAUUAACCCCAGUCCUCCGGAGGAUAAUAGAGGACGGACCGAGUCAGUUGAUGGAGUUUCGAGGAUUCAGUUUGUUGAGAGAGUUUUUAUCCGAAGCUGUUUUUGGACAAAAUGGGAAACGUUAGAGUGUUUCUGAGAACAGCUCUGGUUCUCCUGGUGGUCCAGCUGUCUGUGGUUCUGUGUGAUAUAACGGACGGGAACGCGGAGCACCUGAAGAGAGAGCAUUCAUUAAUGAAGCCUUACCAAGGAGUGGGAAACAGCGCCAGCAGUCAGUGGGAUUUCUGGGGAAGCACGCUGGUGACCAGCUCGUACGUUCGGCUGACUUCAGACGAGAGGAGCAAGCAGGGAUCCAUCUGGAACACCGUGCCAUGCCACCUAAAGGACUGGGAGAUGCACGUCCAGUUUAAGAUCCACGGCUCGGGGAAGAAGAGCCUGCACGGCGACGGCAUCGCCCUGUGGUACACCAAAGACAAACUGCACCCAGGCCCUGUGUUUGGAAACCAAGAUCAGUUUCUUGGCCUGGCAAUUUUUGUGGAUACCUUCCGCAAUGACCUCCAUGGGAUGGAUCGCUCCUUCCCCUUCAUCUCGGCGAUGGUGAACAACGGCUCGGUGAACUACGACCACGGGAAGGACGGCCGCUCGUCGGAGCUGGGGGGCUGCUCGGCGGAGAUCAGGAACAAAGACCACGACACGUACCUGGCCAUCCGGUACUCCAAGGGGAGGCUCACCGUGAUGAUCGAUGUGGAGGAUAAGAACGAGUGGAGGGAGUGCAUCGACAUCGGAGGAGUGAGACUCCCCACCGGAUACUUCUUUGGAGCCUCCGCAGCCACAGGAGAUCUGUCUGAUAACCACGACAUCAUCUCUAUGAAGAUGUACCAGCUGAUGGUGGAACACACCCCCGAAGAGGAGAACCAGGACUGGACCAAGAUCGAGCCCAGCGUCAGCCUCCUCAAGUCCCCCAAAGACAACAUUGACGAUCCCACCGGGAACUUCCGCGGCACCCCGCUCACCGGCUGGAAGGUGUUCCUGCUGCUGCUCUGCGCUCUGCUGGGAAUCGUGGUCUGCGCGGUGGUGGGAGCGGUGGUUUUCCAGAAGAGGCAGGAGAGGAACAAGAGGUUUUACUGAGGAGAGACAGACGGGAAACAGGAUCCUGUGCGAUGUGGAAUGAACUGUUUCCAGACGACAGAUGGAGCGCAGUCAAUGUGAAUUAUUUUCUAAAGAUUGUACAAAUGUUUAUAUCCUCGGAGCUCUACGGUAACGUUCUGUUGUUGCUAAGAAGCUGCAAAACCAGUGUUGACCGUUAUGAGGCCGUGAUCAGUGCUGUUUCUGUCCUCUACACUCUCUCAGUUCCUAACCUGCCCACCGUCGUCUUCCAGGCUGUUUUAACUGAUUAUUUAUUGGAUGGAGAUAAAGAGUGAACACGUGAAUUAUCAAUGCUCCCCAUGGUUUCUCUAUCGAGGGAGUUAGAUGUUCUGCUUGUUGGGUCUGUUCCUCUCCUCCGUUCACCCUGCUAUCAUGCUUCUGUUUAAUCAUAACUGGCAAACCCUUUAAACAGACCACUAACGCAUCAUCUGACGACCUUAAUUGGUCAAUUAGCAUCCAAUUAAUCAAUCAGUCCACAAAAUGACAAAUCAUUCAACCAAAAACCUGUAAGUUAUUUCAGAAUGCUCUAAAUCACAGCAGGCCUGGUUUUACUUCAUACUUUAUCUCAGAUUUGAGAAACUGGAACCAGGUUGUUCAUAUGUAGUCUUUUUAUGAUCAAUUUAUCAACUUAAAAACUCCCCCAACAGUCGACAAACAUCACGAUGUUUUCAUAGUUCUAUGAAAUGGAAAACCCCGGCAGAGGUAAAGCAGAGGCCUCUAUUUCUCACAGCAAAGAUAUACAAUGCAAAAUGUGAUUUGCUGUUUACUUCAAUCAUGAAACCACAUGCCAGGUUGCUGACGCCAUGAACCUGGAAAUGUUGAGAACCCCAAAGUCUUAUGAUAGAAUUGUAUUUUAGGGGUCUCCAGCACAUAGAAACUGCAGGAUGCUAACCGUGCACGUGUUGGACAAUUAGCAUAAGUUGCAUUAAUUAGCAUAUGCAGACAAUAGCUAGUAACGGCAUGAACGGUUUGGACGUUUUAGGAGUGGUUUUUGAGGUAUGUUGAGGAUGCUAACUCAAUUUCUGACAUUUGUAUGAUCACUUUUAAGCAGAAAGAGCUCAUAUUUGUUCUCCCGGUGCCAUUUCUCAUCCUGAAAAUAUCAGAAAUGGGCUCAGCAUCCUCAAUAACCUCAAAAACCUCUCCAAAAGUGUCCAAGUCGGCCCAGCUAUUUUUCCCUUCAUAUGCUAGUUGUUAACUUAUGCUACUUUGUCAAAUUGCCCAACAUAUGCAGAUUAGCAUCCGGCAGUUUCUAUGUGCUGGGGACCCUACUAUACUAUCAUUAACUUUGAGGUAAUCAACAUGUCCUGGUUCACAGCAGGACUCUGAGCUGCAGACAGACCUUUCUAAUAACCACAGCUUCUCCUUUCAACAGAUAAGGCCACUUAAAGGGUCCAGUGCACACAUGACUGGAUGUUAAAAACGGCUCCAUCAUAUUUGAUCUUCGUUGUUUAAGCACUAUUUUCUCCAGAAUAUGCCUUUGUUAUUUUUCUACGUAUUUGUUUCCAGCUGUUUAAAAUUCCUAAAUAAAUUCUAGUAUAAUUAAUAUUAGAAUCAUUGACGGGAGCUGCUGAAUCCUGAGGUCCCUGAAUGCAUCGCUUUAGUUUCUUUUAUUGACUUGUUUGUUUGCUUUCUUGUUGGUUUCGUCCAGCUUCCUUUUCAAUUAUGUUCCAAUUCUUUUGUAGAAUAUUUUACAGAAACUGCUAAAAGUAGAAAUGAGGAUUUGAUGACGCAAUCGAGUUUUGGCUUUUGCUGUGUUUUUGAAUCUGUUCAGUACUUGUGUUUCUGUCACAUCAGAGGUUUUGUUGUGAUGGGACUUCUCAGCAGAAAUAUUUCAUUAAAUGAAAAGAGAAACGG
Messenger RNA from Eleginops maclovinus (Patagonian blennie), 3003 nucleotides. It is a transcript of the gene lman2, whose product is annotated as lectin, mannose-binding 2. Gene Ontology annotation, biological process: endoplasmic reticulum to Golgi vesicle-mediated transport. NCBI's taxonomy places the organism in Eukaryota, Metazoa, Chordata, Actinopteri, Perciformes, Eleginopidae. The transcript has 8 exons. Gene Ontology annotation, molecular function: D-mannose binding. Bases 118 to 1131 code for a protein of 337 amino acids. The record is from RefSeq and is a predicted model, not a curated record. Gene Ontology annotation, cellular component: endoplasmic reticulum membrane; endoplasmic reticulum-Golgi intermediate compartment; Golgi membrane.